CGCGUCGCAGCCUAGUGCACAAGAGGUCUAGCAGGGCUACUGGAGUCAGAUGCGCUGUCAACCUUUCGAGAGGGACGGGGAACAGCAGCGUCUACGAAACUUAAAGGUGCGGGCGCGUAUCACAGAGAUGGCAUUCUUGCAUCUGGACGCCCCGUGUAAAGGUCUCCACAGUAAAUCCUGCUGCGCUCAGGCUGACUGGGGGCGCAAUGUGUAAAGCUGUAUCCCAAAAUGCGGCGUGCCUGCUAUGUAGCAGUGCAAGCGCUGCAUUGUUUUUCGGUGCGGAGCAGUCAGAUUUGUUUGUGUCGUGUACUUCCUUGCUCACUGUCUUCUGCGGAAUCUAAAGAUCUAAUCAGCUGAGGCUCACCGGCGAGGUUCAGAGCGCAAUGCAACGGCAUGUCCUGCGCCUUCUUCCAACUAUGAUCACAGUCGUGCUGUAUCCUCGGUAUUGCUUGGAAGUUCUGAGUCAUAUUAUGUGGUUCUGCAAGAGUCUCAGUAUACAGAUCUCUCCUGCAGCAGUGCAACAGGCAGUUACAGGAAUUUCCCGGGAUCGCUCACAAACAUCGAUAGCGCAGAUCUGUGAAGAGCAAAUGGUUCAACGUCGUACAAGAGCUCGCUUGCUCUGGAUCUGCCAUAGAAGAAAGCCUAAAAGUGCGAUCUAUACGUUCCAUUUUCACACAUGCAAGCAGUUCCGCAAAUUUCUAAAGAUCCCGGACACAAAGACACCUUGGAUCGCAGACUAGUGCCACGAGUCACAAACGAAGAUCAAGAACUUUCAAAGCACAUCGAUCAAAAUUUUAGGAUGCAAAGAUCUGAGGAAAUAAAAGUCAUGCACUGCGGGAUCCAAUACGAACUUGAAAUCUGAGAAUCGCACGAAGAGUUUUUUUCGUCAUCCGCCGGCACUACCGAUACAUUUAAAGGAUUUCGUAAAUAGACUAUGAAUCUAAAUUUUGACACUCCGCCAAAUUUUUCCACAGGGAAACGGUGCUAUAGGACACUUACUGUAGUAAGAGUAGAUCGUACACAGCACACCAUGUCUUCCAAGAUUGUGAAGGACAAGGGCGUCAGCCCGAACGACCUCGAGGAGGAGGUUGCCAAGGCCAUCAUGGAUAUUGAGGCUGCUCCGGUAUGAUUUUUGUUGUUUCAUUCGGCUCUUUGAUGCAUGACAAAAUGUUUGUCAGCAAAAUUCUAAAAAUCUAAAUUUCACUUCGCUGAAAGCAAAAAUCUAAUUUCCCCCAACCCACUCGACACUACAGGGCAACGACCUCCGUGCGGACCUGAAGGACUUCCGUUUCGCGGGCGCUAAGGAGAUCGAGUGCAGCGGUGGCAAGACCAACAAGAACGCGAUUAUCGUGUUCGUGCCGUACACCGUCCACCAGGAGGCCAAGAAGAUCCUCCCCAAGUUGAUCCGCGAACUGGAAAAGAAGUUCCAGAAGAAGCACAUCAUCUGCGUCGCCAACCGUACCAUCAUGGACAAGAACUUCCGCAGACGCGGAAUCCAGGUACUUGUUGUGUUUUAAGAUGGUGGAGAAACUACUCUGAAGAUCUUUUGAAGAGUCGAACUAGGGGAAAUGUUUAUCAAUCGCCUGCAGCAUGUAGUUGCGAUGUUGCGUUUUGUGCAAGAACCAUGAUGAUCGGAGUCUAAAAUUGAGAAUUGGUCGAGUCUGAGUUUUGUCAAUGGAGGUUUGGACUUUAUUUCUAAAGCUCAUGCCGCUGCGGAUGCGACUCUGCAGACUGCUUCAUAAGCUCCCCCAUCUGAUAAAGUUUUUUUAUUCGCAUAAAAUCGGUAUUUGCGACAGCGCUUUGAUGUUUAUUUCUGGUGAGUGUUACAUUUGCAUUUCAACUUCUCAAUAUACGCAAAUAACACAAACUGAAUCACAUCGCAUCAGGUCCGCCCGCGCACUCGUACUCUGACCGCUGUGCACGAGUCCAUUCUGGAGGACGUCGUGUACCCGUCCGAGAUCACCGGAAAGCGCACCCGCAUGGCCACUGACGGCAGCAAGCUGCUGAAGGUAUCUACAGUUUCUUCUCUUCGUGAUGUCACACCAUUUUGAUUUUGUUUCCUCCAGCGCGGGAUUUACUCUAGAUUUAUGUUUUCAUGUUUUCGUACACCUUGACUGUGCGGCGCGAGGUGCAAAUGUGUCAUGAUAUUCUGCAUUGUGCGCAGAGGAACGUCUUUCACUCAAAAUCGCACUUCAAACACAGGUCACCCUCGAUCGCAAGGACAAAGAGAACGUCGAGGAGAAGCUGCACGUCUUCCAGGCUGUGUACCGCUCCCUGACCAACAAGGACGCGCAGUUCAUGAUCCCGUAAUUUUGGGGCUCCAGCAUGACAAGAUGAAAAAAGAUCGGCUUCGACCGAAAAGAACGUGCUGCUGUGAUCUACUCGUGUGACUACUACUCUAAACAGUAAGUGGAAC
Messenger RNA from Amoebophrya sp. A120, 2416 nucleotides. NCBI's taxonomy places the organism in Eukaryota, Dinophyceae, Syndiniales, Amoebophryaceae. The record is from the annotation of a GenBank genome assembly.